GCUUCCGAACAUUUGAGUCCCACGUACAUUUAACGUAGGCUACACAGUGCAGCUCAAUAUCGUGGUCAAAUUUCCAGUUUUGAAUUGAGCAUUGUAAGGCUUAUCUAUGUCCACUUGGGUUUUAACAACCGAAGCUGGGUUUUUAAAUCUGGGACUUGGUACGUAGUUGUGUAUUAUUGAGUGAGAUGAUGUGGGACACAUUAAUUCAAACGCCUUAUAAUUACUUUAAUAGACCAAUAUUGUAAUCAGAUACUUUUUUGCUACCAAACGGACUGUGAGUAAGAGUAUCUGAUACUCUUCACUAAGUACUAGACUAUGUUUUGCAGAGUAUUGUGAAUAUAAGCUGAUUUAGGGCAGGUGGGUUCUCAGACAGCUAGAGUCUCUCUCUCUCUCUCUCUCUCUCUCUCACACACACGCACACACACAACACACACACUUGUCUGUAAGGUUUAGCGAAUGAGGUGAUCUGUGAGCUAUGGACGGUGCCGUGGAAAUGGUUGGGUGAAUGGUCCGGCUAUAGGGAUGCUCUGAAGCAGAAACUUCCUUUAAGUAGGGGCCUGCUGAUCGUCCACUAUGCCUUAUAGGUGCUCUUAACCAGACAGACCCGAGUUUACACAGUUUCCAAAGUCCUCACUGAUGACUUUUUGGAACUAACUGGCGAAUCGCAGGUGGAUAUUCACAGUGACUAAAAUCGACACUGGAAUAAAUAUUUUAAAAUUAUUAUUUGGCUGGUGUGCGUCAAGAUACACAGCAUGUCCCAAAAUCUGGACGGCCAGGCCCCAUAAUUUCAAAAUUUCAGGCUGGGGUAUCGUGGGACACUGAAUCAGGUGAUUACAGAAAAGCCCAAAAUGCAGGCUAAUCAAUAGUUAAUCGAUUUUAUCUUCUGCUCUGCUUCCCUAUCAGCUGUGGUCAUUCUUGUUUGUAUCUGAAUAAUUUUGCGCAGUCUACUGUAGGUGGAGAGUCAGCGGAGGUUUUUUCCCCACACCAGACAGAAUAAGAAGCCUAUCGCCAAUUGGAAGGCUCUCUGUCACGUGCCAACUGUCACGUGGUAAUUCUGGAAGGGAGUGAUUUUGGUGUAAAUCUUUUCUAGACUGUAAUUCUAUAAAAUAUAAUUUAAGCUCGUUAAAGAUACUCUAAAACCCAAAAUUAUGAGUUCCUUGUAUUACGCUAGCAGGUUUUGUUCUCAGUACCAAGCCACGAGUUCAGUCUUUCUAAAUGGAGCGUUUCCUGAGCAAACUUCUUGCGCCUUGGCGUCUGGUUUACAGCGGACCAGCGCCUAUAGCACGAGCACUACACCGUUUUUCACUCUCACCCCCUCGUCCUCAGCCCCUCUACCGGGCUUGGACACUAAUAGUGAUAGCCUUUCCACCCAGAGCCAGGGUACGUUCUCCUCACCGUAUAAGCUUGGGGACGGCAGUUUGGACAUACACUGCUCCCCCAUUGAGAACCCAAGGCUGACCGUUAUGUGUGCCGCCGAUACUUCCAGCUGUAGCAAGACAAACCAUCGUUACUGCCAUCAACACGAGGACAAACUCAGGCUAUAUCCGUGGAUGAGAAGUACAGGUGCAGACAGGAAGCGGGGCCGCCAGACGUACACGCGCUAUCAGACUCUGGAGCUCGAGAAGGAGUUCCACUUCGACCGCUACCUGACGCGGAGACGGCGCGUGGAGAUAGCGCACUCUCUUUGCCUCACCGAAAGACAAAUCAAAAUUUGGUUCCAGAACCGCCGUAUGAAGUGGAAAAAAGAGAACAAGACAAUGAGCCUUGGGUCUCCCACUGCGGGACAUCCUGGAGAGGAUGAUGAAGAAGAGAAUAUUGAACAGGCGGUCAGAGAAUAAGAGCAAGGAAGCCUGAUAACACGCGCAACAUCUUUAGUCUAUUAAUGCAUUAUUCAAUCUACAAAAUUACAUUUAUUUACGUUAAAGUCCCUCUGUGUGUUACUUAGACUCGUAAAAGCACUAAAUAACAUAUGCAUUUGUUCUUUAAACGUUUUGCUAUACUAACACUAAAAUAUGUGAUAUGUUUUUGUAUUGUUUAAAAUAGAGCUUUUGUCAAAAAGUUCAUAUUUUAAUUAUUUUAAUAGGCCCAAUUAUUCGCUAUGUGAUACUACUUGAUUAGAUGUAUAUGUUCGUGGGUGUCUUAUUUGCGGCCUUUUAAGUUUAUUUUUUUUAAAAGAUAUGUACUUUGGACCGUAAGAUGGAUACAUUUUUCUGUAACAAGAAAAUGUGUCAAUAAAAGUAAUGUAAAAAC
Molecule: messenger RNA, 2250 nt
Organism: Pangasianodon hypophthalmus (striped catfish)
Lineage: Eukaryota; Metazoa; Chordata; Actinopteri; Siluriformes; Pangasiidae
Gene: hoxb7a
Product: homeobox B7a
Exons: 2
Coding region: 1149-1838 (229 amino acids)
Biological process (GO): regulation of transcription by RNA polymerase II; anterior/posterior pattern specification
Cellular component (GO): nucleus
Molecular function (GO): DNA-binding transcription factor activity, RNA polymerase II-specific; RNA polymerase II cis-regulatory region sequence-specific DNA binding
Source: RefSeq, a predicted model, not a curated record